AACCCACGCCAGAGAAGCCCAUGUCAGGUUGCUGUUGAUCUGACGCUCUGCUGCGCACAAGGUGUUCGAGGAAAUAUGAUGACUUCGGGAUCAAGAUCUGAUGCAUUCAAUCAGUCCCAUGUGUCUGACCAUGAACGAAGACUGAAUGAGCUGAAAUAUAAAGUCAGAGAAGUUAAUCUACCACAAAUGGAAUGCAUCAAUGUUAUGAAACAAAUGAAAACAGAAGCUUCAAACAGGGAUAAAUUAAAACACUUCACUAUGAAUUCCGGAGCUGAAGGAGAUGUUGACUUAAGGAGCCAUGAGGGAAGUGGUGAGGAAACUGAAUCAGAAGAUGGAGAAGAUGGCGCUGAACAUGGUGAUGAAACUGAAUCGGAAGAUGAAGAAGGUGAGUCUGGACAAGAAGAUGAACAUGAAGAAGAAGAGGAAGUUCGACAAGAACAGGAGCAAACACAUGAAGUUGUAGAGAAGACUAGAAGAGGACCUACUCACAUGAGGCGCUUCUGGAAAGAACAUGAUGUUGAUAACAAGAUCAAUUUGAAGUUCAACAGAUUUGGUCAGCCAUGUGGUUUGAAGACUUGCAAGCUGACAAAUUUUAUUGGAACCCUAGUGAAAGGAAAAGAAAUGUCCUUAGCUGCUCAAAACUGGAGCAAAGUACCAAAGUUAGAGAAAGAAAAGUUGUGGGGUUCUAUCCAGGCUUUUUUCAACAUUGAUGAGUCAUACAAAAGAUGGGUGUUGAGAUCAGCUAGUAAAAAAUGGAAAGACUUCAAGGUUGUUUUAAAGAGGAAAUACUACAAAGCUGAUUUGUCACGGGCACGGAAUAUUCUUAAUGGUUGUGAUAACAGAAUUCCAAUUGGACAGUGGGAGUGGCUAGUAAAACACUGGAGAACAGAGAAAGCUAAGGAAAAAUCUGAGAGAAACAAAGCCACUCGGGCAUCGCAACUCGAGGGAUGCAACGGGACCCACACCGCUGGGUCACGAAGUUUUGCAGUUGUCCUUGAUCAAAUGAAUUCCAGAGCUGAAGAAGAUGUUGACUUAAGGAGCCAUGAGGGAAGUGGUGAGGAAACUGAAUCAGAAGAUGGAGAAGAUGGCGCUGAACAUGGUGAUGAAACUGAAUCGGAAGAUGAAGAAGGUGAGUCUGGACAAGAAGAUGAACAUGAAGAAGAAGAGGAAGUUCGACAAGAACAGGAGCAAACACAUGAAGUUGUAGAGAAGACUAGAAGAGGACCUACUCACAUGAGGCGCUUCUGGAAAGAACAUGAUGUUGAUAACAAGAUCAAUUUGAAGUUCAACAGAUUUGGUCAGCCAUGUGGUUUGAAGACUUGCAAGCUGACAAAUUUUAUUGGAACCCUAGUGAAAGGAAAAGAAAUGUCCUUAGCUGCUCAAAACUGGAGCAAAGUACCAAAGUUAGAGAAAGAAAAGUUGUGGGGUUCUGUCCAGGCUUUUUUCAACAUUGAUGAGUCAUACAAAAGAUGGGUGUUGAGAUCAGCUAGUAAAAAAUGGAAAGACUUCAAGGUUGUUUUAAAGAGGAAAUACUACAAAGCUGAUUUGUCACGGGCACGGAAUAUUCUUAAUGGUUGUGAUAAUCGAAUUCCAAUUGGACAGUGGGAGUGGCUAGUAAAACACUGGAGAACAGAGAAAGCUAAGGAGAUGGUAGAGGGUAGGGAAAUUGGGCGUGCCGAGCUUUACGUGGUUACGCAUACAAAAAACAAUGGAUAUCCAGUCAACCAACAAAGCGGAGUAAAAAUGGAUGAAAUUAAAAAAAGGAUUCGGGAAGAUCCUUCUUUGAUUGGUGAGGAGGCCCGUAAUGGUGAUCUUUAUUCAUCAAUUUUCCCAAAAGGAAAGAAAGGAAGGCCAAGUGGCCUUGGUCUAUUAGUAGAUGGAGUCGCUUCGGAGCGCCUUGCUCAAGUUGAAGCUGAACUACAUUCCCAGCAUGGUCGCAGAGUUAAUGGAGAAUCCAUCCCAAGAGAUCGCACGUACGUAGUGGAUGAUCAGAACCCAAGGGCCAAGGCGACCCAUGCAGGAUGCUGCUAG
This is a messenger RNA of Triticum urartu, 2031 nucleotides long. The record is from RefSeq and is a predicted model, not a curated record. Lineage: Eukaryota; Viridiplantae; Streptophyta; Magnoliopsida; Poales; Poaceae.